AAAGGGCCUCUUGGAAACUUCUGGUUUGGCUACUAGAGGGGAGGGUUGGGCUAUAUUGUGGAUUGCGAACGAAGACAUCUGUUUUCGAGACUCGACCUUGCCCUCUCGGAUAGUGGACACCUGAGCCAUGGAGAGGACUUGCUGCUUAUAUCUCCUGCUGCUAAUACUGGCUCCGGCCAACAAAGGGGAAAUGUGUCACUCCUUGGUGGCUAGAUCCAGAUUGGGGCCUUUCCAUUGUCCCGCAAAGGGCAGCAAUCCAACGGCGAUGUUCUGCUGUGGUACUUGCCGCCAGCCCUAUUGUUGCGCAUCACAAGCCGAGCGCUUGGACCCAGAGAAGUGCACUGUUGAACUGGACAAGUUCACCUUGGAGGAACUCAAGGGCACCCGUAUUAACCAGGGGGAGAAUAGCACCGACCACCAGCCCACCUCCACCUGGAGGCAUCUGGGGGGCUUUGACUUGGGAGCCUUAGGAAACUAUGCCUUCCUGAACACCACCAACCAAGACGCAGGGGAUGAGCAAGUUCCCUGGAAGUACAUUUGGCUCUUGCCGGCCAGCUUUGGGUUUUUCCUCUUGUGCAUCUCUUUCUCCAUGAUUGUUCCUCAUCUUCGCCAUCGGCUGAGAACACUACGCUGCCUGACAGCUUCUGGUGAAGUCUCUCCAGACGUGGCUGAUCCUCCUGCACGUCCUCUAAAAUCUGCUCUCACACAGGUCCCUAACUCCUAUGUGGAUGCUGACCCAUCAUCCCCAGAAACUAAGAGUCUUCAGGAUGCUUCUGAGAUGCCCCCUGGCUCAAGUAACCCAUCCGAGAUGCCACCUAGUCCUCCAAUUUCUGGAGAUCACAUGUUGGAAACCAUCACCUUGUCUCCAGCAAGACCCCGAAGCAAAUUUUGAAGGCUAAAGCAUCAUUCUAGGACAAGAUAUCCUUAUUUUAUGGAGAGAUGGAUUAAGCACCCACAUCCCAACCCUGAAUGUGCUACAGCUUCCUUUUUAAAGGAUGAGUUAUGUAUAAAGUUUUUAAUAUGUGUUUACUAUUUAGACUGAUCACUAUGUAGGCUCUUUUCACCUCUACGCAGCAGUUCAACAAUGUUUUCACUAUCGAUGUUGGGUCUCCAAUUCUGUAAUUUGGAGAAGUGGGUUAGAUCUCUGAUGUUUCUCCAAAGCACUGCAGAAAUCCCAGGAUGCCAUAAAAUGGACCCCUGGCUGUUAACAUGGGAUUAAACUGGUCUGACUAUGAAUAUAUAGAUGCAUUCUGUUUUCCCAAAGUAUUGAUUCAAUUGCAAACACAUGGAUCAAUGAAUGAGAAGAAAACUUCUCUCAUUGCCUCCUCUUAAAGAGAGGGAUGCUGUAUUAAAAGAGUGUAACAUCCAUACAUUUCAAGCAGGCUUUCAUCCUUCUUUAGACACCACACCUAGCUAACCUUGAACUACUCUGUCAUAUGGAAGCCUGGGAUCUGUAGUUUGAGGAGGUACUUGGAAUUAUCAGAUCUUUCUUGCACUGUAGUUUGGAAGAGAAAGAUCCAGGAUCCCAUAGGAUGCAACUGUAAGAUUAAAAAGGAUAUUGAACUGCAAUAACUCUGUAGUGUAGGCCCAACUGGUGUUGGACAACUCAAAAAGGUUUGAGUUUGGAAAACUGGAAUGUAAGGGAAGAGCAUUUUGGUUUGCAAGAUUAUGCCCAAAGCAGAAUAGUUGCCAGACCUUUACAGCACUGUUGAAACACAACAUGAUCCAAGGCCAUUUAUUCUGGCCACUUCUUAAAACCAAGCUUAGUUGAGCUGCCAUGUGAAACACGUGUGGUGUAGUCCUUUAUUUUUGGGUGGUAGGAAUGUUUUACAUGUUACCUCAAUCAAUCUGUUUGCAACUUGCAACUCCACCUAGUGGAUGCAAAGGCAAAAGACUGCAUACCUCAAUGGAGUUAUGCUAGAAUGGCUUUUAAAUCUUGAAUAUUGCUAAAACCACAGAUUCUCUAUUAACCACAAAGAGGGCAUUUGUGCUUCUUGAAUUUGAGCACUUUCAGGACACAAGUGAUCUUUUUAAAAGUUCUUACACAAAUCAACUAUAUGUUUCCAACUGUAUGCAUCUAAAUAAAUGAUGUCAUCAAUACAUUUUUUUUCUAUAUUAAAUUUGAUACUGUU
Messenger RNA from Anolis carolinensis (green anole), 2132 nucleotides. RefSeq lists its product as uncharacterized. The transcript is spliced from 2 exons. The record is from RefSeq and is a predicted model, not a curated record. Bases 128 to 892 code for a protein of 254 amino acids. NCBI's taxonomy places the organism in Eukaryota, Metazoa, Chordata, Lepidosauria, Squamata, Anolidae.